This is a messenger RNA of Stylophora pistillata, 2185 nucleotides long. RefSeq lists its product as uncharacterized. Lineage: Eukaryota; Metazoa; Cnidaria; Anthozoa; Scleractinia; Pocilloporidae. Gene Ontology annotation, molecular function: cysteine-type deubiquitinase activity. Gene Ontology annotation, biological process: protein deubiquitination. The record is from RefSeq and is a predicted model, not a curated record.
AUUCCCUUUUUGUGUCUGCUGCAUUUGCAUGCAGACACAAUGAUAAGCUGUAAAACGCGCGACCAUUACUUCAUAUAAGAUAAAAUCGCGGAUUUUCUCAUGACGUUUCACCGUGGAUUCCAUUUCGUGACAUGUUACAUGAAGUAUUCUCAAAGUGUAAUACUUUCGGUAGCCUGUAAUACUUUCGGGUGUAAUACUUUCGGGUUAAAUUCGUUCCUCUGGGGAAUAUUGGAACCAAUCGGAUUUGAGAAAUGGACAACGCCAACAGCUCGUGGCACACAACUAAUUUCCGGAAAGACUCGGAAGCAAUCAAAUACGAGAAAAGGAAACGUCAACUUCGUCAACAACCAUGUGCUUCCGUUCAGCUUUCGAAGGAAGAGGUCCGCCAUCUUGUGGUAUAUUUCACGUGAGCUUAUUGCAGUGUUUGUUGCUUGCUAGGUAAGUGAUCUUUUCGUUUUUCAUCUUUGUGAUGGAUUUCUUAAAGGGUAUUUUGUCCAUUUGCCACAGCAUUCGCACUACUUGUUUGUCCGGCCGUGUGAAAGGUUUUGAAAGAUGCUUUGAAGUUGUAGAUCGAUGGAAGCUUUCUUGGCGCCAACAGCAUCACCACUCGGCGAUAUUGCGAGUGCCUUGGACACAAAAUAAGCUUUAUGAGCCCCAUUUGGGGAAAAGAAAGUCCCUUCGGGGAAUAAAUGAGCCCCAUUUGGGGAGAGAAAGGCCCAUUACGGGAAUUAUUGAGCCCCUUUUGGGGAUUAUAAAGCCCACUGAGGGAAAUAUGCCCUGUUUAACCCGCUGUUUGGGAAAUGAAAUCGCCCCUAAAGUGAAAAUACCUUUCACUGGCCAGACAUUUGCGAAAGCUGUUGCAAUUUUUAACCUACAAGGGAAGUGUAGAAGUACAAUUCAUGAUAUUUGUUAUCUAAGGAUAGUUUCUAACAGAUCUUUAAAAACAGAUGUAAGAUUUGUUGUGGGAGCUUCCAUUGUUGAUGUACCGCCAUCGAAAGAAUUCCACAAACAUUCCCCUCGGAAAAAUUCCAAGUUCGUUAAACAAGUAAAACGACAUAGAGACCGAGAGCCAUCUAGAAUACCUGUGAAAAAGGUCCUAAAUUAUAUGAAAAAGAGAAAAGCUAGAAGCAAGCUAAAGUUUAUUUUUAAGAAAUGUACCCCUAAAUCUUCAAGAUUGUAUGACUUGGUUACUCACUAUAAAUUGUGGUAUAUACGGUAUUUACAAAAAUGCAACGCUUUUAUUACUUCCUUAGUCAAUUUUAAAAGACUGGCAACAAAAAAGUCAAAAAAAAGAAAGCAAACUAGUAGCUGUUGUUCAGGUAAAAUUAAAAAAUCAACUUGCCCGGCUAAAACAUAUUGCGUAUCAAGGAUGAAUCUUUUGAGAUCAGGUGACGUUGAAUUAAAUCCAGGUCCCGAACAGAAUGUGAACAAUCAGACCAAUUUGUCAGUGGAUUCCUCAACAUUGCUUAACUUUCGAUUAGGACAGUUGGGAUUGAUAGCUUUAGAUGUGGGUGGUGCAGGUGACUGCUUUUUUAAAGCCGUAUCACAUCAAUUGUAUGGUAAUCCCAGUCAUCACUUUCACAUCAGACAAGCUGCUGUCCAAUACCUCAGGGAUAACCCUGAACGUUUCAUUGAAAGCAACACUCAGAACUCAUGGAAUGGUUACUUGACAAAUAUGUCAAUGCAAGGUACAUGGUGUGAUGCAUUAAUUGUACAAGCAGUUGCAGAAUCACUUAAUAUACAAAUUUAUAUUGUAGAAUCUCACAUAAAUUUUGGACAGGCAACUUUAAUAGAGCCACGCCAUUCAUCAUCACAGCAACCAAGAACAAUAUAUAUAGGUCAUGUAAACGAAGUGCAUUAUGUAUCAACAAUACCAAAUAGCUCUUACUCAGGAAAUGAGCACCCUUACAGAAGUCACAAUAGUGAUUUCAAUUUUACAGAACAAAAUGUUCUUCCUGAACAAGUACACAAUAGUACUGGAAAAAGAAAACACAAUAAUUAUUCCAAUCUGAAUGAUGUUAGAAUAACCACUAAGAGCAAUGAAAAAAAAAGCAAAUGGAAUUCUUACAUGAAUUAUUACAGAAAUAACAGAAGGGCUGGUAAAAUGAAUCAAAGCUAUGAAUGUAACAGUGAUAAACAAAGUUCACGGCAAACUUCCAUUUCUAGACUGUCUGGUAAGCCGUGA